Rosa chinensis is the source of this 1752-nucleotide messenger RNA. RefSeq lists its product as uncharacterized. The record is from RefSeq and is a predicted model, not a curated record. NCBI's taxonomy places the organism in Eukaryota, Viridiplantae, Streptophyta, Magnoliopsida, Rosales, Rosaceae. The coding region runs from base 838 to 1752 and encodes 304 amino acids. The transcript has 3 exons.
UUCUCAAUCCUCACUGAAACCUUACAUUUCUUGAAGUUUCCUCUCCAUAGCCUGCAAUGUUGAGAUUCAUAGUCGUACAGUAAAAUUAAAGACCCUCUCAAAUCAUGUACUGAUUUCUUUAGCCUUCAUCUGGAAUCAGCUAAAAGUAGGGCAUCAUAAAAAUUAGAACUGAUUACACUUCCCAUUUCAUUGUUUCUCGUCUUCGAGUGGACCAAACUUCUUUGCCUUUGGCCAGAUCUUGUUUGUCCAUGAUGCGUUACCAUUCAUCUCUUCUCUUUUACUAAAUACUCACAACUACACCAUCUUUCAUGGCAAUGCAACAUAAGAAUUCCUAGUAUACCUCAAUUGUGUAUCAUUCAAAAUAUUUGGUUAGUGAGGAACUAAUCAAACAAGGGUGGAACUACUAAGGGACAAGAUGGGUCCUCGGCCCCUCUUUCCCUUAAAUUCAUUUGGACUGUCUCGCCUAGACCUCGAAAAGAAAAAGAAACAAAGUGUUUUUUCCUACGUUCACGCAUAUGAUCGAUGUAGUCGUCGAGCCUAACAAGUUUUGCCCCGAUGGUUGCUGAAGAAUUUGUUGAUCAGUUUGUGUUGUUGUUUUGUUGGAAAAAACUCAGAUUGCUCAAUUGGCUCAAAUCUCCAUCUCCAAGUCCCAGGCAUAUAUUCUUCGCCAUUGAAAUCAAACAAGCUAACAAGGUUUGAAGAGGAAUCAAGAAGGAUAGUUAAUUUGCUCAAACGUACAGAGCUAGAGUACGUGCAUGCAUCUGCAACUAUAGAGUAAUACAACACUGCAUGGAUAAAGAAACCCAGACAUAGUGAGAGUGAAAGAGUCAAAGAGAUAUGGCAGCCCUAGUGUACCAGAUGAUGUCGUCCACAGCACUGGUCUCACUGGGACUCUACCAUAUGAUCGCCACCACCCGCAACCACCUGAGAUUCCCACAGUCUUAUUUCGCUAGACCCUACCACCCUUUCCCUCUCUCCAUCUCCUCAUCAUCCCACAAUCACCGCCUCAAGUUCCUCCAGCUCUACCUCGUCAUUGCAUUCCUCGCCGUCGCCAUAGUCCACCAAACAGUAGCCUCCUUAGACGCCGAUCCACUCCUCAAGGGUCGCACGCCUGUCCACUACUUCACCUCCCUCCAGUCCGCCGCCUCCCUCUUCCUCUUUCUACUCCUCACACUGGCGCUCCUUCUCUCCGAGUGGAUCCCAUCUUUGCUGCCCCUCCCCACCGACCUCAUCUUCGGCCUCGCCGCCGCCCUCUUCUACUUGCAGUCAUUCGUCUCUUGGGGCGCCGCAGCCGUCCAGACAUCCGACCUUCAGGCCAAAUGUGACUCCAUCUCAGGAAGGAUAUCCGCCCAAGCCUCCAUCCUCUGCCUCGUCUUAGCUUGCCAGCCAAGACUAUUCGUGGCAGACGUAGGUUUGGGCGCUUCCAUGUCUCUGCAGGGACUGUGGGUCCUGCAGACGGGCCUCUCCCUCUCUGUGGAUGCCUUCAUCCCAGAGGGCUGCCACAAGCUUCUUGAUGUGGUCAAUGGAGUCGAGGGUUCAACCAAGUGUGAUUUGGACGAGUCCAAGUUCAGGGCUGUGGCCAUUCUGGAUCUAGUGUUCUUGGUGCACGUAAUGUUCGUGUUGCUGAUUGUGAUGGUCACCUAUGCAAUGACUGCCAAGUCGGUUGGUAUUCGGAGAAUGGGUUCUUACGAGGCCUUGCCUAAUGACAACAGCCACAUUCAGAUGAAAUCCUUGAGUGGCACCCAGGCUUAG